AUGCACAAUCUAAUGAAUUGUUAUUAACAUAAUUCUUAAACUACUCAUAUUUGCAAUAAACUUGAUUGUAAAUAUAAAUUAGCAUGCAAUUCAUGUGUUAAUUAAUAACAUAUUGGUCAUGUAGAUACCAAUAUUACACCACUUUCAAAAUUUGUUGAUCGGAUGUUAUAUGAAUUUUAAAAGUAAUCAUUAAUCUUAAAUAAGAUCAGAAGUCGAUCGCUUAAAACGAAUUUAUUUCAAAGAAGAUAUCACUUAACAUAUUAAAAAGGAAUUUCAAUAUUUAAGAGAUAAAACUAAUCAGAUACUCAAUUAAAGAGAAUCUAAAUUAUUUUCACUUAUUGAUAAUUAAUGGAUUCAUAGCAAAUAAUUAAAGAACAUCAUUGAUCAUAUUGAAAUGAUGAAGGAUGGUAAAGUAUAUGAAGAAGGAUUAUAAUUAGUUUUACCAAUAUUGCAUUAAGGAUCAUAAGACGUAAUUAACAAAUAUGAAAAAGAUAAAAUUAGAAUUGUCACUAAAGUUAGAGAAUAAAUCAAUUAAAUUAAAACUGUUUUGGAUGGUUUAUUUUAUAUUGGAAAUUAGUAUUAAUUAGAUCAAUAGUAAAUCAAGUUAGAAAAUAUCUUGAAAUUAGAAAAUUCUCUUAAAUCAAGUGAAGAUCGAUUAUUUUAGAGUGCAAUCCAUCUAUCAAAUCCUAAAGAGUAUCAUGUUUCUAAACCCUAUGGAACAUAUUAAGAAUUUGUCGAUGGUUUAUAUCCUGAAAAAUAAUAAGAAUAUAUUCAAUCAAUAGAUUAUACUUCAUUACUAGCUAAACCAACUAAAUUUGAUAAUACAUAAUUAUAAUUUGAAAAAACUGAAAAUUUUUAAUUGUAUGGAGUAAUUGAUCAUACAAGUUAUGUAAUUUCAAGUAUAAGAAUGAAAAAUGGUUAGAUAGUAACAUGUUCAAAAGUAGUUUCAUUUUUUGAGUAUCCUAGUUUAAAAUUAUAGUAAUAGUUAGGGAAUAAUUAAAAUAUAAAACAAGUAGUUGAAAUAACGUAAAGCCUAUUAGCUUUAUUGACUUAGAAUUAAGUAUUGAUGUAUGAGAAGAGAAAAGAUAAGUGGAUUCCGAAAGGAGAAUUCAUAACACCGAAUGUAGGUAUAAUAAAUAAAAUAAGUUUGAUGAAUGAUUUAUUUUUAAUAUUAGUUCAAACUCAAUUAAUAGUUUAUAAAUUGAAAUAGCAAAUAAUAGCAGAUCAACCUAUAGAAUAUUUAUUUAUAAAUUUGACUCCUUAAAUAUAUAUGCAUAAAUAUGAUUGUUGCAGUUUUGCAAUAUUUGAGAAUAGAUUAUAUUCAGCAGAUUUGGGUGGUAGACUUUAUUAAUGGAGAUUGGGGAAUGUAUUUCAUGUAGACAAUGUUAUCCAAUCCAGUAAUAAUGAAAUAAUAGGAAUAAUACCUAUGCAUGAUAGUAGAGUAACAACAAUAGGAACAGACGGAGUGAUUAGAUUAUGGGAUAGUUCAUUAUAAUUGGUAACAACAAUAAAACAUAGAAGUUAAUUUACAGCUUCAGUAGAAGGAAAAGAAUUAGAUACAUUUUAUACUGGCGAUGUUUCAGGAAGUAAUUAAUCUUUUAAAUUAUAGAGAUUUAGAAAUGGAGAGUAACAGUUUUGAUUGAAUCACUUAUUGAAUUAGAUGCACAUAAUGAUUAGAUUACAGAUUUAUAAUUUAGUUAAUACUUAAUUAGUUGUUCUGCAGAUAAGAAAGUAAAGAUUUGGAUUACAUAUAAAUGA
This is a messenger RNA of Paramecium sonneborni, 1758 nucleotides long. The record is from the annotation of a GenBank genome assembly. NCBI's taxonomy places the organism in Eukaryota, Ciliophora, Oligohymenophorea, Peniculida, Parameciidae.